Molecule: messenger RNA, 2752 nt
Organism: Diospyros lotus (date-plum)
Lineage: Eukaryota; Viridiplantae; Streptophyta; Magnoliopsida; Ericales; Ebenaceae
Product: MA3 DOMAIN-CONTAINING TRANSLATION REGULATORY FACTOR 1-like
Exons: 4
Coding region: 353-2488 (711 amino acids)
Biological process (GO): negative regulation of DNA-templated transcription
Source: RefSeq, a predicted model, not a curated record
UUUCUCGCAGUUUCUCUCAACCGAUCGAGAUCUCUCUCUCUCUCUCUCUCUCUCUCUCUCUCUCUAUAUAUAUAUAUAUAUUAUAAUUAGCACUCACUAUACUCCCUCCAAGUUCCAGAGAGAGACAGAGAACUCUCUCUGUCUAUCGGGUUCCCGUCGAUCUAGGGUUUUAUAGAUACUCGGUUCCUCUCUUGCUCUUCUCAUUGUUUUCAGUGAUUGAAAAUCCAAUUAGAUUCGAUUUCGGCUAUUCUCUUUCUCGCUUUCUCUCUCCUGUCUUGGCUCGAGAUCCGAGCCAAGCACAGAAGGAACUCCAGUCCGCGGAGAGGGAAUCGCUACGGAUUUGUGAGUCGGAAUGGCGUCGAGCGAGGGGUUUUUGACGGAGGAGCAGCGAGAAAUGCUGAAAGUAGCCACACAGAAUACGGAGGUUCUGUCGUCCUCACCGAGAUCCCCUACGUCUCUACUCUCCGAGCAUCAGAUAAAAGCUCCGGCCGGCGCGAGAGCGGCGACGGCUGGGAUUGCUGUCAGGCAUGUGCGACGCUCUCACUCGGGGAAGUUAGUGCGAGUGAAGAAGGAUGGUGCUGGGGGGAAGGGCACCUGGGGCAAGUUACUGGACACUGAUGGUGUAUCUCAUAUUGAUCGAAAUGAUCCGAACUAUGAUAGUGGCGAGGAGCCAUAUCAGCUUGUUGGGUCAUCUGUCUGUGACCCCCUGGAUGAAUACAAGAAAGCUGUGGUUUCCAUUGUAGAGGAAUAUUUCAGCACUGGUGAUGUGGAAGUGGCAGCAUCUGAUCUCAGAGAACUUGGCUCUAGUGAGUUUCUUCCUUAUUUUGUAAAAAGGAUUGUUUCCAUGGCCAUGGACAGACAUGACAAAGAGAAGGAAAUGGCUUCGGUUCUCCUCUCUGCUCUCUAUGCUGAUGUUAUCACUUCAGCACAGAUCAGUCAUGGGUUUUUCAUGCUCCUAGAAGCUGCUGACGACCUUGCUGUGGAUAUACUCGAUGCAGUUGAUGUGCUUGCUCUGUUUAUAGCUCGUGGUGUGGUUGAUGACAUCCUACCUCCUGCUUUCCUCACCAGGGCAAAGAAAGCACUCUCUGAAUCCACCAAGGGAUUUCAAGUCAUCCAAACUGCUGAGAAGAGCUAUCUUUCAGCUCCACACCAUGCUGAACUUGUUGAGCGACGAUGGGGUGGUAGCACCCACAUAACUGUUGAGGAAGUGAAAAAAAAGAUAACAGAUCUUUUGAGGGAAUAUUCAGAGAGUGGAGAUACUGCUGAGGCCUGCAGAUGCAUACGGGAGUUAGGUGUUUCAUUCUUUCAUCAUGAGGUUGUCAAGAGGGCCCUGAUUCUUGCCAUGGAGAUCCAAACAGCAGAAUCGCUCAUACUGAAGUUGUUGAAGGAAGCAUCUGAAGAAGGACUAAUAAGUUCCAGCCAAAUGGUAAAAGGGUUCGCUCGUUUAGCUGAGAGCCUUGAUGACCUUGCUCUUGACAUUCCGGCUGCAAAAUCCUUGUUUCAAGCUUUGGUUCCUCGGGCAAUCUCUGAAGGUUGGCUUGAUGAGUCAUUUUUUAAAUCCUCAGGUGAAGAUGGAGAGCUAGAAGACAAGGAUGAUGAAAAGGUGAGAAGAUACAAGGAAGAAGUGGUGACAAUAAUUCACGAGUAUUUCCUCUCAGAUGACAUUCCUGAGCUGAUCCGCAGUCUUGUAGAUCUUGGGGCACCUGAGCUGAACCCAAUUUUCUUGAAGAAGCUCAUCACCCUUGCAAUGGACAGGAAGAACCGAGAGAAAGAGAUGGCUUCUGUUCUGCUCUCUGCCCUUCAUAUUGAGAUAUUCUCAACUGAAGAUAUAGUUAAUGGUUUUGUAUUGCUUCUUGAAUCUGCAGAAGAUACGGCACUUGACAUUCUGGACGCUUCAAAUGAACUUGCUUUCUUCUUGGCCAGGGCUGUGAUUGAUGAUGUCUUGGCACCACUAAAUUUAGAAGAGAUAGCUAGCAAGUUGCCACCAAAUUGCAGAGGCAGUGAGACUGUGCAUAUGGCCCGGUCUCUCAUACUUGCGCGGCAUGCCGGUGAGAGGAUCCUGAGGUGCUGGGGUGGUGGGACUGGGUGGGCAGUAGAGGAUGCCAAGGACAAGAUACUAAAGCUCCUAGAGGAAUAUGAGAGUGGGUGCGUCGUGAGUGAAGCUUGCCAGUGUAUUCGUGAUCUCGGAAUGCCUUUCUUCAGCCACGAAGUUGUGAAGAAGGCCCUGGUCAUGGCCAUGGAGAAGAAGAAUGACAGGAUGCUGGACCUGCUGCAGGAAUGCUUCGGCGAAGGGCUAAUCACUAUUAAUCAAAUGACAAAAGGCUUCGCGAGAAUCAAGGACGGGCUUGACGAUCUGGCCCUUGACAUUCCCAAUGCCGAGGAGAAGUAUAACUUCUAUGUAGAACACGCAAAGAAGAAUGGGUGGCUUCUACCCGCAUAUGAUUCUGCUGCAACAGAUGUUUUGGAGAUUCCAGCUGCAGCUUCUUGAGAAUAAACAUGGUAUACUGCUCCCUUUGCCUUGCCCCGACUACAGACCUGAUGUAUGUUAGAAGUAUUACUGCCCCAUUAUCCCCGUUGUACUACUGUUUUUAGCCAGUGGCUUCUCCAUACCAUCCAUAAAAGAGAGAGGUGGAUAGAUGUGGCAUGUUUGGACCUUCCUUUUCUUUCUAUCUCCCUUGCUCUCCUUUCCUUUUUCUGCUUGUUACUUGUUCAAUAGGGAUCUAUGAAUGUAUAAAGUUGGUUUUUCUUUCCA